AUGUCUUCAACGUCCUUAUUCGUGCAAAUAUUCGUCCAAGUGUAUCAACCCAGCACCUCCUUCAUUCCAACACUAACCGGUCUGUUCCCACUGCCCCACACCUCCUUCGUUCCAACACUAACCGGUCUGUUCCCACUGCCCCACACCUCCUUCGUUCCAACACUAACCGGUCUGUUCGCACUGCCCCAGCACUCGUGCAUGCCGAACGUGUUCGUUCAGAACGUGUUCGUGGACACGCACGACCCUCGCUUCCCGUGGGUGUCUUUCUUCGCUCUCCGCGCGGUGCGGGCCGGGGCCGAGCUCACGUGGAACUACAACUACGACGUGGGUUCCGUGCCCGGGAAGGUCCUCUACUGUUACUGCGGGGCCCCAACGUGUCGCGGCCGGCUGCUGUGA
Molecule: messenger RNA, 396 nt
Organism: Danaus chrysippus (African queen)
Lineage: Eukaryota; Metazoa; Arthropoda; Insecta; Lepidoptera; Nymphalidae
Source: the annotation of a GenBank genome assembly